Molecule: messenger RNA, 1668 nt
Organism: Laetiporus sulphureus 93-53
Lineage: Eukaryota; Fungi; Basidiomycota; Agaricomycetes; Polyporales; Laetiporaceae
Product: general substrate transporter
Exons: 12
Coding region: 1-1668 (555 amino acids)
Biological process (GO): carbohydrate transport; transmembrane transport
Cellular component (GO): membrane
Molecular function (GO): carbohydrate:proton symporter activity
Source: RefSeq, a predicted model, not a curated record
AUGUCGUCGCUGCGCCAGAGUAGCCAUGAACUAGUUCCCGAGAAGCCUCAACGAGAAGGCUCUUUCUCUUACGGCUCAGGUUUAGACGACGAGAUUCGCGCCGCUGUGCCUACCCUGCGUGGGCGACGAUUGACUGCUGCCCUCGCCUUCGUGGCGGGUACGGGUUUCACGUUAUUUGGGUACGUGCAGUAUAUUAUGGCUCUGACACGUCCGUUACAGUUUGAGAAGGUCUUCCCCCAAGUUGUAGAAGAAGAUAACCAUCCCAAUCACGCUACACUGCAGAGCUUCAUCGUGGCCAUUUACGAAAUCGGCUGCCUGUUCGGUGCCUUGUCAAACUUAUGGCUUGGAGACAAGCUUGGUCGGCGGAAAACGAUCUUUCUUGGUGGAACCAUUAUGAUCAUCGGCGCGAUUUUGCAGGCGACAUCGUUCAGUUAUGCGCAGAUGAUUGUUGCCCGAAUUGUCACGGGCUUGGGCAAUGGUUUGAAUACCUCCACAGUCCCAUCCUACCAUGCGGAGUGCUCCCCUGCGGCGAAAAGAGGCAGUUUCAUCAUGAUAGAAGGUAGUCUUAUCACCUUCGGUAUCAUGAUUUCAUACUGGAUCGACUUCGCUUUCUACUGGUUGACAGGCUCGUCUGCACAAUGGAGAGUACCAAUCUCUCUGCAGAUCGUUCUGGCAUUAAUCAUGAUUGGGGGCAUUAUGAUGUUACCGGAGUCACCUCGUUGGCUUGCCAAGCACGGUCGCGACGUGGAAGCUUUGGCGGUUAUUUCUGCGCUGGAGGACAAGGAUUACACCAGCGAAUCGGUCCAGGUCAUGUAUCAUGGCAUUCGCGAAGCCAUCGCUGCCGAGUCUCGCAGCGGUCCAACAGAAAUGUCACCCAUCCGAGAGGUUUUCACCAACGGUCGCUCACAAAAUUUCCGACGGACGUCCUUGGGCGUCAUCAAUCAAUGUUUCCAACAGAUUACCGGCAUUAACCUUAUCACAUACUUUCAGACGAUCCUUUUCCAACGUCUCGGGCUAAAUGACGUGCAAUCCCGCAUCGUCGCCGCAGCCAACGGCACGGAAUAUUUCCUUGCUAGCCUCAUUGCCAUCGCACUAAUCGAUCGCGUGGGUCGAAGACCGCUCAUGUUAUUCGGCGCAAUUGGGCAGACCAUCACCAUGAUACUCCUCGCCGUGCUAGGCAGCAUCAGUACGUCAGGGUGUCAAGUAGCAUCUAUUGUGUUGCUGUUCGUGUUCAAUUCGUUCUUCGCCAUCGGUUGGCUAGGGAUGACUUGGCUAUACCCUGCUGAAAUCGUCGGCUUGCGGAUUCGAGCGCCUGCGAACGCCUUCAGCACGGCGUCAAAUUGGAUAUUCAACUUCGUUGUCGUCAUGAUCGUGGGCCCUUCAUUCAGCAACAUCAGCUGGCGGACGUAUAUUGUAUUCGCAUCCUUGAAUGCCUUCAUUAUACCAGUUGUGUACUUCUUUUUCCCUGAAACAACUGGUCGCUCUCUAGAAGAUAUGGAUGUCGUUUUUGCUGUGGCAUACAACGAGGGCAUCUCUCCGGUGAAGGUCUCACUCAGAAAGGACGUACCUCUGGCCGGCACUCCAGAAGCCGAUGAAAUCCUCGGGAUCCGCUCUCGAAAGAGCAGCGCUGAAAUCGUGGAAGAUGUCCGACAAAAGGACCAAUUGUAA